Molecule: messenger RNA, 7817 nt
Organism: Notothenia coriiceps (black rockcod)
Lineage: Eukaryota; Metazoa; Chordata; Actinopteri; Perciformes; Nototheniidae
Product: ephrin type-B receptor 3-like
Exons: 16
Coding region: 652-3708 (1018 amino acids)
Biological process (GO): axon guidance; protein phosphorylation; ephrin receptor signaling pathway
Cellular component (GO): dendrite; plasma membrane
Molecular function (GO): protein binding; ATP binding; transmembrane-ephrin receptor activity
Source: RefSeq, a predicted model, not a curated record
CAGUGCACGAGCCGAACGAAGCAGACGGUCCACACUGCAGCCGAAGCUGAUACAUUCGCUCAGGGAAUACAUAUCAAUAAACCGCGAGGCUGUUUCUUCACAGGAAUACGACUCGAUCGCGGACGCAUGUGAGCGUGCACAUGCCUGGCUGGGACUGUAAACCAUGGCUCUGACACAAGUGUGGCUCUCUCUGCCUCUGCUCCUGUAACCACAGAGAAACUAUUUGGAUCUUUUCGCAAAAGCUGCUUUUUUAUUUUUCCCUCCAUUGAUUUACAAAUAAUUAAUGCUGGAAAUAUUCUCCGGAUGGUGACCUCGGACUGGACUACCUGUUUUCAACUGAUUCGCUUAAUAGGAGAGGAAGGGACUGAAAGACUUGCGCUCGCUGCCUUUUCUCUGGUUUAACAAGGCACCUUGGAGAUAAUUGAAAAUCGAGAAGGACUGCUGUAUUCACACAUUUUACACAGAGGGUGUUAUAUCCUCCGAACUCCUACCUUUACGUGUUUUGGUGAAUGGGGGUAACUCUGGUGCUGGAGCCUUGACACCGCUGGGACAGGGACUGGGACGGGGGUGCGUGGAGCGUCGGAUCACCCAGGAUUGUGUUCCCUUCGCUCUCUCUCCUGGGUCUAUUUACAUGUCCAUCCUGACUGCUUCAUGACAAUGGAUUACUUUCUGCUUUUAUGCAGCAUCUUGCUGCCUUUGGUGUCCUCCGUUGAAGAGACGCUGAUGGAUACAAAGUGGGCGACGACAGAAUUAGCCUGGACUGCACACCCUGAGACCGGGUGGGAAGAGGUGAGUGGCUAUGAUGAUGCCAUGAACCCCAUCCGGACUUACCAAGUCUGCAAUGUACGUGAGCUCAACCAGAAUAACUGGCUACGCAGUGACUUCAUCCCACGAAAGGAUGUGCUGCGUGUAUAUGUGGAGAUGAAAUUCACAGUGCGUGAUUGCAACAGCAUUCCUAACAUCCCAGGUUCUUGCAAAGAGACCUUCAACCACUUCUACUAUGAGUCUGACUCAGACUCAGCCACAGCCACCAGCCCUUUCUGGAUGGAGAACCCAUAUGUGAAGGUGGACACUAUUGCUCCAGAUGAGAGCUUUUCCAUGCUUGAAACUGGGCGGGUAAACACAAAAGUCAGAAGUUUCGGGCCAUUGUCCAAAGCUGGGUUCUACUUGGCCUUCCAGGACCUUGGUGCCUGCAUGUCGCUCAUCUCGGUGAGGGUCUUUUACAAAAAGUGCUCCACCACCAUCGCCAACUUCGCCGUUUUCCCAGAGACAGCAACUGGGGCUGAGGCUACCUCCUUGGUCAUUGCCCCGGGAACUUGUGUCCCCAAUGCCGUGGAGGUGUCUGUGCCAUUGAAGCUUUAUUGCAAUGGAGACGGAGAGUGGAUGGUUCCCGUGGGAGCCUGCACCUGCUCGUCUGGUUUUGAACCAGCCAUGAAGGACACCCAAUGUCAAGCUUGCAGCCCUGGCACCUUUAAGUCCAAGCAGGGUGAUGGCUUCUGCUCGCCCUGUCCGGUCAACAGCCGUGCCAGUUCAGGAGCCUCCAGCGUCUGCUCCUGUCGAACCGGGUUCUACCGCUCAGACAGUGAUGCUCCCGAGUCCCCCUGCACCACUAUUCCUUCUGCACCACGUAGUGUAAUAUCCAUUGUGAACGAGACCUCACUCGUGCUGGAAUGGAGCGACCCUCGGGACCUGGGUGGCCGUGAAGACAUCUUCUACAACGUCAUCUGUAAGAAGUGCCUGCCUGAGCGGGGAAUGUGCUCGCGGUGUGAUGACAACGUUGACAUCUCACCACGCCACCUGGGCCUCACCCAGCGCCGUGUGGCUGUCCGUAACCUACAAGCCCACACGCAGUACAGCUUCGAGAUUCAGGCAGUCAACGGUGUUUCCAACAAGAGCCCAUACUCACCUCACUUCUCUUCAGCGAACAUCACCACCAAUCAGGCUGCUCCGUCUGCAGUGCCUACAGUUCACCUGAUGGCGGCCACAGCGAGCACCAUGAGCCUGUCCUGGCUGCCUCCAGAGAAACCCAACGGAAUCAUUCUGGAUUAUGAGAUUAAGUACCAUGAGAAGGUAAGAAGCUAUGAUCAAGGUGAGGCCAUUGCCCAUACCAUGACUGCCCAAAGAAGCAACGCCCGUAUUGAAGGUCUCAAGGCCGGUACGCCUUAUGUGGUGCAGGUCCGUGCCCGAACAGUGGCCGGUUACGGUCGUUACAGCAGCCCAGCCGACUUCAGCACCAACCUGCAAACUGACCCUCCAAAGUCAUGGCAGGAGCAGCUGCCACUCAUCGUGGGAUCCGCCACCGCCACCUUGGUCUUCAUCAUUGCAGUUGUGGUCAUCGCUAUUGUUUGCCUCAGAAAGCAGAGAAAUGGUUCAGAGUCGGAGUACACAGAGAAACUGCAGCAGUACAAAUCCCCUAUAGUAACGCCGGGAAUGAAAGUCUACAUUGACCCCUUCACCUAUGAGGACCCCAACGAGGCUGUGCGCGAGUUUGCGAAGGAGAUCGACGUCUCCUGCGUGAAGAUCGAGGAGGUCAUCGGCGCAGGUAACCCACCAAAGCUCCUGAGCUACAGGGGGAAGGCUGCUAGUCACCUCCAGGCCAUACCGUUAGAGGACUUCACACCAAGCGGAGAGUUUGGAGAAGUGUGUCGUGGUCGCCUCAAGCUGCCUGGGCGUCGAGAGAUCAUCGUAGCCAUCAAGACUCUCAAAGUGGGCUACACUGAUCGUCAGAGGCGGGACUUCCUGUCUGAAGCUUCCAUCAUGGGGCAGUUUGACCACCCCAACAUCAUCCGCCUGGAAGGUGUGGUCACCAAGAGUCGGCCCGUGAUGAUUGUGACGGAGUUCAUGGAGAAUGGAGCACUGGACUCUUUCCUAAGGCUCAAUGACGGCCAGUUCACAGUGAUCCAGCUGGUUGGCAUGUUGCGUGGUAUCGCAGCAGGCAUGAAGUACCUGUCGGAUAUGAACUACGUGCACAGAGACCUGGCUGCCCGUAACAUCUUGGUCAACAGUAAUCUGGUCUGUAAAGUGUCUGACUUCGGCCUAUCUCGUUUCCUUGAGGAUGACGCUACAGACCCCACAUACACCAGCUCCCUGGGAGGAAAAAUCCCCAUUCGCUGGACGGCUCCCGAGGCGAUUGCUUACAGGAAGUUCACCUCCGCCAGUGAUGUGUGGAGCUAUGGCAUUGUCAUGUGGGAAGUGAUGUCAUAUGGCGAGCGGCCCUACUGGGACAUGAGCAAUCAAGAUGUGAUAAAUGCCGUGGAGCAGGACUAUCGACUGCCCCCACCCAUGGACUGCCCCACAGCACUGCACCAGCUCAUGUUGGACUGCUGGGUGAAAGAGAGGAACCUGCGACCCAAAUUCACCCAGAUUGUAGCCACGCUGGAUAAACUUAUCCGCAAUGCUGCCAGCCUCAAAGUGGUCACCAACAGCGCACAAUCCACUGGUAGGGUAUCCCAGCCCUUGCUUGACCGCUGUGUGCCAGACUAUACCACUUUCACCACUGUGGGGGACUGGCUGGACGCCAUCAAGAUGAACCGCUACCGUGACAACUUCGUCAACGCCGGAUUUGCUUCUUUUGACCUGGUGGCCCAGAUGACGGCAGAGGACUUGCUUCGGAUAGGAGUAACGCUUGCCGGCCAUCAGAAGAAGAUUCUCGGUAGCAUUCAGGACAUGAGACUACAGAUGAACCAAACACUUCCUGUCCAGGUGUGAGCGACAGGACAGAUAAACCCAUGCAGUCGAAGGACAGCCAGACAGGAAAAAGGGGGAGGAACUGUGCCAGAGAGAGCCAUUGGAAAACCCUAGCUGCCUGACCCAUCUCUGCCAAUUAGACGCUAUAAAACUGGCUUGCAGUGCCUCUGACAAUUUUUUUCUUUAUUUCACUACCACUUCCUGUUCCUGAUUUUGUGUUAUUCGUCAUUGUUGCUUUUCCAUCCAAUGAGAAUUUGUGUGUUUUUGAAAGAGGAAGAAGAGUAAACCCCCUUAUACCCCAUGCGUGCCUCACUAGCUCCGGUGUGGGUUGACGUUUGCAUGCAUGUGUGUUUUAGUGAGGUUGGCCUUAGCCCUGUAACUGAAAUGUCACACUCCCCAUGACCUCUCAACCCAGCUUGAAGAUGAACUUUAUAACCAGUACAGAAUGAACACCCUGGUGUAAAAAAAGUGAACAAAUGCUCACUCCCAAAAGAAGGAAAACAAAAACCGAGAUGUUUUGGACCCACAGGACAUACAGGACCAUUCUUUCCCUGAUAGCAGUGGUUUUACUGUGCACGCGUGUCAUUCUCCAUCUUCAUAUUGAAGGUGUAUUAUACACUUGCUGGAUAAGGGUGAGGUGGUGGAAGAAAAUGUAUGAUGGGCUGAGGUCAAAGGUCAAGAGGAUGACAGAGGUUGAAAAGGUCAAAGGAGGCCAGCCACAUUUUUGGACACUUUUGCUGAAUCCUCCAUAGGUCAAAAGAUGAACUCUUCACCCUGACCUGAAGUGACUCAGGAUAGCUCCACAGCUUGGGAUCACCUGCUCAUCAUCUGUUCUUUUACACAUACAAGUGGUUUAUUUUUAUUCGUCCACACACUUUUUUUCUUCUUUUUUUUUGGCUUUCUUACACAUUUGUGGGAGAUUUGUGGUUUCAAAAUGGCCGGUCAAACCUAAGUACCCCAACUGAACGCUGUAUGUGAUUAAGGGGAGACGAGGACUGUGGCAACACUAUAGAAAGACCACUUGGCCUUUUGUGUGCGUUUUUGUAUGUGUGCGUGCGUGCACAUAUGUGCGUGUAUGUGUGAUUAAGUGUGCUUGGAUGUGUGGGUGUGUCAAGUUGCACUCAAGUAUACUGUACAAUACAGCUUCCGCUAUUUGCCACCGUGGAGAAUUAACGCAUGAACUGAACUGUGACAUGGAGCAAAUAUAUCUGAAACAACUACGCUAUAUUCUGUGGACAACUGUUAAACAUUCUUUUUAAUUGAAUCCAAAAAAUGAACUCACAACACAUAUAUAUAUAUACAUCUAUAUAUAUGUACAAUGCAGAGACUGAGAGAAACCAUGAUGGACACCAUCUGGAUUUAGAAAUAAUCAAAAUUCUUAUUUUAAUAUCUUGACAUCCUGCCCUAUGUAUUUAUUUGUACCUCGCCUACCAAUCCCCGCCCCCCACCAACCCCCAGAUGGACUGAAUUUGGGACAGUGGACUUGGAACAAUCAGAAGGAAAAGAGACUCAAAGAGGAUUCGCCUAAUGAAUUGCUGAUUAUUAAACAAAAGAAAUUGCAUAUAAAUUGGAUAUUGUAUUUUUGUUGUUGUUCUAAACAGCCUGUAAAUGUUUUGUAACAAAAAUACUAUAAAUAACAAAAGAAAAAUGGUGUUUUGACAAAAUGAAAGUGUUGUGAUGUUUGAUUUAGAGUGAAAUUAACAGAACGAAAAGUAAAAAAAGAGAAAGUCAGGAGAGAGAGAGAGAGCUAUAACACCCGUGGUUAGACAUGUUGCCCUUUUGUUAUUCAUCCAUUGUUGUGUGAGUGUUAGUGUAGGUGCAUUCAAGUGUGUGUGCCACCUGACCUGGAUGUGAUGCUUCCGCAAUCCAUUCUCAUUCUCAAUAUACAGAGCAUCUGUGAACCACUGAGCUGUUACUAAUCGUCUUCUAGUCACAUUAAUCUAAACUAAAAUACUCCUGCAAAACACUCAAAUGUUUACCUAGGUUUUUAAUUUGUCUUAUCUACCAUCACCUCCAACAAAAGGAUCCUCCUAAACUCUUUAUACUGAAGAGUAGUAUGUACAACUCUUAAGGUAUCAUUAGGGAGAAUGUUCAGAGAUGAUGCAACCAAUCAUUUCAAUCACCCCAGAGGCAGAGCUCCAUCAGUAGACCUGAAGUUUGCCUUCCUGCAACAGGAUCCUCAUCAGAGAAUCCAGAGCUGUCAAGAGAAACCUAUUGGUCUUUGUCUGUCAGCUCGAUUAAUGCAGCAGCCAAUCUGGCAUUGUGAGUAUACGAGCAUCCAGUGAGCGCAGACAUACAGGGUUCUGACCUAUCAUUAUCUCUCUUCAUUUCCUGUCUGGCCUGCAAUCAUCCUGUCUCAGCUCAGGCUGCUGCGUGAUUAGUACAGUGCAGGAUCAACAGCCCUGGCAUGACAGAAAAAAAUCUGCAGACCCCCUCAUCCUAAAUGAUAGCAGCUGCAUCACGGAGAAUGUACUAUUUGUACUUCUCACUGAGGGGUGUUUGAUAGUAGUGGAUUGUGGGAUGGGGCUGCACCGCUGCUGUGAUCUUCCAGACAGAGUCCAUAUUGUUCGGGUUGGAGCUGAUCAAUGCAAUAUGUGAAUAAUAUUAGUGAGCUGUCUAAUAAUAGCAUGAUGUUAGCGGCUAAGCAUUGUCUUCCCAUUUUACUUUAGUCCGCCUCUCAAAAGCCAUGGAGGAUAUUAUGCAAAAACACAUGUUCCCUGUUUUAUAUUAUUUCUUCUUAUUCUACAUACAAACGUUUUUAAUUAUUCUAGUACCGUAUAAACCUGUAACAGUUGUAGCACACAAUCAAGUAGUAAUUUGACUGUUGUGUUCUCAAACUACAGGAAUUAAGUCUCAUAUCCCUUCAUUGUUUUCACCGGUGGAAGUGCAGUUUUCUGAUGGCUGAGAAUCAGAAGCGCUUGUAUUGCCAGCGUUAUCUAUUAUUUUGAUGAGAAUGUGCUCAAAAUACUUGUUAGUUAAGCCAACAUUUGUCUUCAUAUAAUUCUGCAGAUUUAUUUUGUUUCUCCCCAAAGCUAAAACAUCAUUUUGAUUGGAAACGAGUGACAGUCUACUUUUGGAAAUGAGAGAAGAGCAGAAUUAAUGCAAUCAGAAGCUCACUUUCACCCAAAGUCUCCCAGGAAUAUUCAAUUGUACUCCCUUCUGCACUGAGCUCAAUUAUUCAAUCAGCUAAGCCCCACUGUUGUAGAGUCGCUUGUGGCACCAAAAAGACACUGAUGAGCAUACAAAUAGAGGAGGGGGGCAAAUGGGGGCUAAACACAAUCAGAUGGCAGACAUGCCCACUCGUGAAAAAUGGCUGCGCUUUGGAGCUUGAACCAUUGAUGAGGUGCACAUGGUGCGCUGUGGUCUGGAGUUGUGUUCACCAAAUUCAACUGGCCGUGAGUGAUGAGCUCAACUGGCACUGUAGCGCAUCUUAAAAUGAUUAAACUGCCACCACAUCAACUGAAAACAAUUAAUCAUUAAGUGGAUCUUUCACACAUUCAUGGCAGUGUUUCAUACUUAACAUUCACAGAUAGGAAAGAAACCCCUCUUACAGAUGCUUGCUGAAAUUAAGAUCGACUGUUAUGUUUGUUCGUGUGUAAAAAAAAGGUUUCUAUUUUAUACAGAAACACUUUGAUCAGCAGAGGUUAGGCUUUUUCAGAUGUGGUAUCUCUUUGUGUGCCAAUAAGAUUCAAACUUUCCCAACAUUCCUUCCACCUUUCCUUUCCUAUUUUACAUCCUUCACAGAUCAUCAAACACACCCACCCUUCCCGUAAACCAUACACUAACAACUCUAAUUUUCUUUUCUUCAGUUGUCUGUUUUGAAUAAAUAUAUACAGUACUGUCUUUUCUUCUGUCCUCUAACAAGCUAACUCCACAUCUGUAUUUUGUUUACUUUUGAAAGCUCCUCUUGUUACAAGGAAGUGAGAUGUUUCCGAGAGUAAAUGUAUAGUGAGCUGCAAAGGGGGACAGAGUAAAGUGCUGAGAAAUGCAAUUGUUAAUUCCUCUUUGAAAAGCAUUAAGAUGUAUUUAAUGGUGCAGGCAUACACAAACAAUUACUAAAAAUGAUGGUGCAUUCUUGUAGAAAUAUUUUUAAAAGACCCUUUUGCAAUUAAAUUAUUUAAGAAAUGUGA